AUGGCUGGGCUUGUUGGGUAUGCAAGCUCUGAUGAAGAAGGAGAAGACGAGCAACCUCAAUUGCAACAGGAUUCCCCUCAGGUAUUUAAACAUUCCGGGCUUAAAGAUUCUGACAGCCAACCGCAGCCAACCACCAUCGGCCCCGUGCCGCAAAAUGCUGUUCCUUUAGGCCCAUCCCUUCCACCCGCCGAUGCGGCCAUCGCCAACACCCUUCCAGAGCCCGAUGGGCCACAAGAAUCACCUUCAUCCCCUUAUUCAUCCAACCGCGGCUUAAUUCACGAUCUCACCCUCCCCUCUGUACCCAAUCUCGACAUCCCGCCUUCGCCGCCGGGAUCCCCACCCCCUGGAUCCAACAAAAAAGUCGAACAAUUUUUAGAACUCAAAAAGAAAGGCGUCCACUUCAACUCCAAACUUGAACAGUCCACAGCACUUAGGAACCCAUCUUUAAUGGAUAAGCUACUAGACUUUGUCGGUAUCGAUGAGGUGGGUCAGUAUGAGACGACCCUUCCGAAGGAGCUGUGGGAUCCAAGGGGACUUCCAGACUGGGCAUUUAGAGACAAGCUCAGCAAAAGCAGAGAGAAGAUUGCAAAGGAGAAGGAGGCGGACAGAGCUGCUGGCGGUCGAACAGCCAUCGACUUUGUUCCAUCGAAUGCUUCAUCAAGCGGAGGAGCGCAAGGCUUACCAGGAGGAAUGAGCGCAAGAGGCGAGAAGCGUAAGGGUGGUUGGAAAUAAUGAUUACGAACAAUACAUGAACGAAUUUGGAUACGAGUCGGUCGGCAGAGUAGAUUUGGCUCAACAUUAAUGGAUGAAUUGCGCGCCCAUGGGCCGCCCCUACACCACCUUGGGAAAAAAAAUACAAACAUUUACAAGGAGGUAUCAUGAAUCAGAAUGCACCGUGACUGAGGCUUCAUAACACAUCUUCUUGUUCGUUCCCAUCCCUUAAAUGAAAAGAUCACUCAAUGAGUGAAAUGGUAUAAGUACCCCUGCACCAGGACACGCAACAGCAAGCAUCUUCCACGGGAAAGAAGAAAUAUUUUUGCACCGCCCGACAGAAACUGAAAAUCAAAGAUCCCUCCUUCCCCUAGUACCAUCUACGGACGCAAUUAUAAGAUAGAAUAAAAAGGUUGUCAU
Molecule: messenger RNA, 1131 nt
Organism: Trichoderma harzianum CBS 226.95
Lineage: Eukaryota; Fungi; Ascomycota; Sordariomycetes; Hypocreales; Hypocreaceae
Exons: 2
Coding region: 1-732 (243 amino acids)
Biological process (GO): regulation of DNA-templated transcription
Cellular component (GO): nucleus
Source: RefSeq, a predicted model, not a curated record